AUGGGAGACUCUCGACUAUGGCAGCUUUUGUUGCCCAUCACCGUGAUCGGCCUGCUCGCCAGCCUAGCCUCUGCAGCCGACGUUGAGGAUUUUGACUGGGAAUCCAUCACCCCCAGCUCAACGCUCUCCUACAAGCCGUGCUACCAGGACCUGCAAUGCGCUCGUCUGAUUGUGCCGUUGGACUGGCAGAACAGCAGCAACCCUCAUAAUGUCGUACUAGCGAUCGCGAAGCUGCCGGCCAAGGUCUCCGACGACAACCACAUGUUCGGCGGAACCAUCUUCACUAAUCCCGGCGGCCCCGGCGGUUCUGGGAUCGACCACCUCCUCCGAAGGGGCCACGACUUGCAGGUUAUUGCUGGCACCCAGUAUGAGAUCCUCAGCUGGGACCCGCGCGGGGUCGGGCACACGAGCCCCGGAGCAGACUGCUACAGGGGAGACAUUAUGGCCCGCGACGUUGCCGACAUUCAGGCGGAAGCCAUCGGGCCUCUUGAUGCCAGCCACGACGCUUUCAGGCGCCGAUGGGCCGGGGCAAAGGCCGCCGGCCAAAUGUGUCAAGCCACGAUGGAGGAAGGCUCUAUUCUCCCCUAUCUAUCUACCGCGAGCGUAGUAAGAGAUAUGGUAGCGAUGCUUGAUCAGGUCCAUGCACCAAAGUUUCAUGCUGGCAUGGACGUUGGUGCUGGCACCGAGAAAGUCUUGGAGCCCAUGGAUGUGCCACGAAUUAUGUAUUGGGGGUUUUCCUAUGGAUCUAUUUUAGGCAACACCUUUGCCUCAAUGUAUCCAGGUCGAGUAGGACGCAUGAUUCUUGAUGGUAUUGCUGAUGCUGAUGACUAUGUCAAAGGUACAUGGUUGACCAACCUCCAAGAUGCAGAUGCAGUUUUGGAAGAUUUCUACAGGGGGUGUUUCAGUCAAGAUCGCAGCUGCUCCUUGAAAAAGUCUUCAGACACCAAAUGGGAAGAUAUCAAGAACAGAGUUGAUGGCUUUAUAACACAGACAACCCAGAACCCAAUUACCAUCAUCGACAACCACGAUAUCACAGUGAUCACUGGGGCUGACAUCCAGCUUGCCUUCAUCCCAACCCUCUACGCACCUCUCAGCUUGUCCAGACACCUCUCUGACUUACUCAGCGAUGCGCUUGGAGGAAAUUACACUCUGCUCCGCGCCGAUAUGGCCCAGACGUCACCAAAGUUACACGACUAUUGCGCGUCAGAACCGAAACCGUUUACUGGUAGAGACGCUGCUCAUGCAAUCAAAUGCGCCGAUGGUGAGGACGAGACCAACCAUGGCAUGGCUUAUUUUCAGUCUUACCUCGACGAGCUCAAAUCACAAUCUCAAGCUCUUGGUCAACACUGGACCAAGAUCCGGCUUGCCUGUUCUGGUUGGAGUACUCGGCCAAAGUGGCGAUUCACCGGUCCGUUUACCACCCCCGAGCCCGAUGCAUCUCUCGUUGAAGGGAAGCCCGCUGCACCUAUACUAUUCCUGUCUUCGCGGCUGGACCCAGUGACACCGGUCCGCAACGCGGUCAACAUGGCCCAGGGACACCCCUCUGCCGCCGUGGUGAUUCGCGAGGGUGCCGGCCACUGCGCCGCAUCAGCUCCAAGUACCUGUAUCUUUCGUAUCAUUCGAGAAUAUCUCGACAAAGCCGUGAUGCCCGAGAACGGCACAUCGUGCUUGCCGGAUUGUGAUCCCUGGACGCCCUGCCCUUUGUCAAUUAAGCUCUUGGAUAAUAGCCUCUUGAGCCGCAGACAUUUCUUCCUCUGA
Molecule: messenger RNA, 1758 nt
Organism: Pestalotiopsis fici W106-1
Lineage: Eukaryota; Fungi; Ascomycota; Sordariomycetes; Amphisphaeriales; Sporocadaceae
Exons: 4
Coding region: 1-1758 (585 amino acids)
Source: RefSeq, a predicted model, not a curated record